GCUUUCCUCUUGGCUUGGGUGGGAAGCAGCAGCAGCGGCAGCCUCUCGGGCUGCAUCUAAAACUCGGGCGCCUGGGGGGCUGCGGGAGGAUCCGGAGUCUGCAGCCGGCGAGAGGUGCAAAGCACAAGAAGACAUUUCCAGCUCCUGUAUCUUGCCCUGAAGACCCUGAAGGCUCUGCUUGGAUUGGGCCAUUCGCCUUGCGACACCAACAGAACAGCAUUAUCCUCCUGCCAGAUGAUUUCCCAUCUCUGCUGUGGACUUAAGCUUCCAUUUGGUGGCUAGUUUUACCAGAAUACCUGCUCCGAGGAAUUGGGGGUGGGCAGGCACCCCCACCCACCCCAACUGGAGCCUGCCAACAAGCCCCCUUCUCCCUGCAAGUCUGUCUGCUCCCCUCCUUUACCCCUGCUUUUGCCUUUGGGGAGAGGCAAGAGGGUAUCAAUCGGGUGGCCAGAUUGGGCCCACGGGCCUUGCCUUGCCGACCUCCGACGCGAGACAGGAAUUUCCCUUGUGGGUUGACACAAUAUGGCUACGGGAAGAGGGGAAACGGCUGCCCUCCACCUGCAGUUCCAGGGUGCUCCAGAACCAGGAAUGCAGCCAGCGAUGAAAAUGGAGGCGCAAGACCCAUCUGGUCACGAACUAGGGGGAGGGGCAGCUUCCCGCUUCCUUCCGGUUGGCUCCAUGCGGGAGUUUUUGGCCGGGGAAGCUCCUCAGCAGGUGAAGCAGGAGCCGGACGAGGGUCUGCAGCAGCACUGGGAGGCCCAGAGGCAGGAGUUCCCCAAGGCAGUGCUCUAUCCCCAGCCAGGGUGGCAGAACCCACCACUGCACAAGCCCUUGCAGUGGGACACCAAUUCAUUCCAGACCUCCUAUGAGGCAGCUGCCAACCCGAGCCAGUGGCCCCCCGGAGGGUGGGUAGCCCAGAGCCUGCCGGGCCUCAGCCGGGAAGCCCAGCCAGUCUACGGCGGCUCAGGGCACCGAGAGCGAAGGAGCUAUGGGAGUGUGAAGGAGGAAACCCCUGGUGAUGACACGGUCAGCAUGGAGGUGCGGCGCCAGCGCUUCCGAUGCCAUCGCUACCAGGAGGCCGAGGGGCCCCGGGAAGUCUGCCGGCAGCUGCAGAAGCUCUGCCACCAGUGGCUGAGGCCCGAGAGGCACAGCAAGGAGCAGAUCCUGGAGGCCGUGGUCGUGGAGCAGUUCCUGACAGUCCUGCCCCAGGAAAUCCAGAACUGGGUCCGGGAGCACAGCCCAGAAACCUGCGCCCAAGCAGUCGCCUUGUCGGAAGACUUCUUGAUGAGGCAGCGAGAAGCCCAGAGAAAAGAGCAGCAGGCUCUGUGGACGUUUGAUGAGGUGGUGGUGAACACCCCCAUGCCGCAGCAAUACCCCUCUGUGGCGCAACAGGUACACUACCCUACAGUGGCGCUGCCAAUGCAGUACCCGCCCCUGGCCCAGCCGGUGGCGUUUCCUGCCAUCGGACCACAGGCUCCGAAUCCUGUUGUGCCAGAGAGAGCACCGCCCAAUGCCGGGAGAACGCUGAUCUGCCGGGAACCUGUCCCUGAGGGAGGCAGGAGUCUCAGGCCGUAUGGCCCCAUUCAAGAGUUCCGGAGGCCCCUCACAAACGCAGAGCGCAUGCGGAACCGGCGGAUGCGGAACCGGAAGCAGCGCCUUGAGACCAGCAUGCAGCUGGUGGAGUCGGCUUCGAGGGCCCCUUCCAUGCUUUUGGACGCCAUGCGCGGCUUGCACCGCCAGGACCUGAAGGCCUUUGACAGGGCCAGGCAAGAGGAGAGGCAGCACAGGAAGCAGGAGAGGCGCCAGGACAGGGCCACGGCCCAGCUGAUGGUCAACGCCAUUGAGCGCUCCCACAACGACCUGGGCGAGUUCCUGGGGAGGCAAACGGCCACCAUGGCAGCCAUCGCGGCAGUCUUCGCCGGCCAGAGGUCUCCGUCGCAAGGAGCGUCCCUUGGGUACAGCUCGUACCAGGGGAACAGCAACCCACCUUGGGGCCCGCCGGAAGCUGGGACCCCUCUACCGCCCGGUCACGUGCCCGGCAUGCCUUCAGAGCCCGUGGCAGGCCCAGCCAUUCCAUGCCCGGUGCCUCCUCUGGCCACCCCAGGCGGCAUUUGCAACCCCAUCCCAGAACCCCCUCCUACAGACGGACCACGAGAGGAUGCCGCUCCAGACUCACCCAUGCCAUCCACUUCUGACACCGCAUCGCGUACGCUAGACACGCGGCCGAGCAGAGGGACGAAAAGGAAGAUGUGGGAAUGACAAGGGGCACCCUUCCCCUCUUGUAGUUUUCAUUUGGAUUUCGAUGGGAUUUUCUUAAUGGGCAGGGCUGCCAGAACCCUGCUCUUUUCCCAUCCACCUGCCACUUACCCUGGUUUUAACAGGACAGCCCGUCUAUCUAUGCAAAAAAAAAAAAAAAGGCAAAAAGCUGCAUGGUCAGGUUGCAUACUGGUAGCCAGUGAGAGCUGUAGGGUUCAGAGCCUGUGCUGUUCCAACAGAUAAAAGAGGUGAGUUUUGAUCCAGGAGACCUGGGUGAGUGGACCAGUGGACCCACUGAGGCAAGUCAAAUCUGCCUUUCUGUAAAAUGGGAAUAACCAGCCUACCUCGCAAAAGUGGUUGCGGAGGGGUGCUUUGCAAAUGCAAGAGCCCCAUAAACACAUGCAAUGUUGACUUGGUUGUACUUAGCAAAUCAAUCUCUAUUGCUUAGAGAUUUUUUAAAAUUGUAAGCGGUGGAGAAAUUCUAUUAAAUAUUAAAAUAAUAAUUUAAAGGAGGGCCAAGGGCAAGAGCUGUUCCAGUGAAGCAGUGUCUUGUGCCAAACCCUUCAAAGUGGCCCAGUCGAUACGGCAAUUUCUUAACAGCGUUUUAUUUAUUAUAUGAUAUUUAUUAUAAAAUGUUUUUUAAUACCCCUAUAAUAGCUGUCCGUAGUGGCUAAUCAAGCCACAAAGUUACAACAGUAUUUAUUAUGAAAUGAUGUACCCAUAAUUCAAAAAGAGAGUAUUUUAAACCAGAAGCCAACAAAAGAUUUUAAAAAGAGAGCGGUGCAGCAGAGAAGAACAUUGUACAAUCUCUAUUGGGCUUGUCAUCGGUGCUAUCCCAUGAGGAAAGUCAGCAUUAUACCCAUUUUACAGAUGGGAAAAACUGAGGCUCAGCAUAAGUAGUGAGGUAUUUUUUGUUGUUCCAAGCCCUAAUACUUUAAUUGUCAUUGUGAAAAGCGACACACUGGGUGGAGCCGCUACACCAGCUUCCCUGCAAGGUGGGUUGCUGCUGCUUACUGGGAGAAGGUGGAGAGAAAGAAGGCAAAGAAGUUGAUGUGCUGCAAAUGUACCAGUGGAGCCCAUUGGGGGCUUCUGCUGGUGCUUUUGCACCACAUUGACCUCUCCACCUCACUUUUAACUGAUCCUCCUGCUUGAGCUGCAGCCAUUAGCUCAGGGCUGGGGGAACUUUUGGACCUCCCCCCAGAUGUGGCUAGAUUAGGGCUCCUCCAUUGUCUUCCGAGACGGACGGAUGCCAAUCAACAACAGCACCCAGGCCAGUUUCCCCUCCUUUUUUUUGCAAUUCUAGAUUCAAGCGCAGCUUGGUUUUUCCUAAGCCAGGCUGGCUUCCUCACCGAAAUGUACCGAAGAUGUCAAAACCAGCCUUUCCUUCACCAGAAGCAGCAACGUCUUUUUUGAGACAAUCUGUCUUUUAAGAACCCCGGAGGUUUCCCCCCUCCCUAAGACUGGCACUCGAGACUUGGCAUUUUGGAGCCCUCCUGGACCACGCCGUUCAGUUUUGAUGGAUUUUUUAAAAUAAGUACUGUUUUUAAAUGAACUCUGUUAACCUGUCCAGCUUGCAAAACGUGUAUUUAUUUGUAAAUGUAUUCUGAGCUUUUUAAGUGGGAAGGAAUAAAGGAAUGGUGCGGUGGAGAGUUGGGGCAAGCUUUGAGGGUGGGAUCGCCGGGGUUGGGUUUGGCAAAAGAUUAAGAGCAGGAGUAGGAAACCUGAAGGCCUCUGGAUGUUGCUGGGCUCCAGCCCCCAUCAUCUUUGAGCAUAGGCUGUGCUGCCUGGGGCUGAUGGGAACUGGAGUCCAGCAACACCUGGAGGGCAGUGGGAUCCCCAUCUCCAAAGCUGUUUUCCAUUUACGCUAAAAGCCACAAAUCUUUUCAGCUUCAAAAUGCAGAGAGGGGGAAAUCAGACAGUGAAAACAGUCCACAGGCAUGAGUUCUCUCCAUGUCAGAACACCCAUGUGCUGUUGGGUGAAAACAAAAAUUAUACAUCAAGUCUGGACCUCCUGAUGAUGUUGGACCAGAUCAUUCCCAGCCAUGCUGAACCCAGAAGGAGUCUAUCAUUUGGAGCAGAGGGGUUGCAGCUGGUCUUUGCUCCCCUUAAAGACUUCAAGAGCUGUGCCACUUCAGACCGCUCGUGUAACAAUAUGCUCCUCCAUGCACGCACCCGUGCGCGCACACAUACACACACAUCCCUGCAUGUAGAAAAGUAGCUGGUGAGAAGGAAAGGCCUCCAGCCUAAAUCCCCGCCCCCCAAUAAAGAUGCUAGUUUUUCAUGUUUACCAUCCUCCUUCAACCUGAUGCCCUCCUGAUGAUGCCCAGAUCUCCAGGCUAGGGAAGAUUUAUUUAUAACAAUAUUUGUAUACUGUAGUUCCGUUAAAAAUCCAACCUACAAUAAUUAUCUUUAUGCAAUAAACAACCCCCCCCCCCCCAAGAAAUUUAAAAAGUAUUGAUUGCCAGCUAACUAUUACUGAAAAUGUAUGGUGGAGAUAGAGGAAAUUGUGGCCUGAAGCUGCCACGGGCCCAAUUCCCACUGAUGGGUUGGGGCUGGCUGGGGCUGAUGACAUCUGGAGAAGGUCCACAGGUUCCCUGAUCCUGCUGAAGAUGUGUAGCCCAGACACAGGCUUUCCCUCCUCAGCAAGAACCCAGCCUUUCCCCUCAAAAAGAGCAGCUGGUGAGGCCCAGCGGGGUAGGCCAUGCCUUGUUGUGUGCAAAUCUGCCAACUGCUAAUGCCUAGAGCAUUUCCCAUAAUCCCCUGCAGUGGUUCCCUGCCAGGCACUCAGGGUCUCCUUAGCUGUCUUCUCAGUGUGGAAGCCAGUUUGAGGACCAGUGUCCUGAGUGGGCAAUUUGUUUUGCUCGUUCAGAGCAGGAGUGGGGAAUCUUUGGCCCUCUUCCUGUUCCCCGGCUCCAGUUCCCAUAAGCCCCAGCCAGCAUGGCCAAUGGGCAGAGAUCAUAGUCCAAUAAGGUCUGGAGUACCACAGGUCCCCCACCCCCGAUUCAGGAGAAAGCAAUUUCCAAAGGGGCUCUGUAUCUAUAUUAGGAUUUAUCCAAAGCAACAGAGUUACUUCUGGGCUAUUUGACUUCUCCCCCCCCCCAUCCACUCCCCCCUUUGAAAAACAAAAGCGUCAUUAACGCAGCAUUGUCAGCCUCCAAAGAUGCCCAGGGUCAUUUUAGCAGGCUUUCCAAAUGGGGGUUCUCAGAUGAAUUCCACCUCCCCUCCACGUCACAAGUUUUGAAACUAUUCAAUAAAGUUUGUAAUUUUU
Molecule: messenger RNA, 5524 nt
Organism: Podarcis muralis (Common wall lizard)
Lineage: Eukaryota; Metazoa; Chordata; Lepidosauria; Squamata; Lacertidae
Source: RefSeq, a predicted model, not a curated record